Solanum stenotomum is the source of this 1667-nucleotide messenger RNA. Its product is annotated as AT-hook motif nuclear-localized protein 1. The coding region runs from base 482 to 1462 and encodes 326 amino acids. NCBI's taxonomy places the organism in Eukaryota, Viridiplantae, Streptophyta, Magnoliopsida, Solanales, Solanaceae. The record is from RefSeq and is a predicted model, not a curated record. Gene Ontology annotation, molecular function: minor groove of adenine-thymine-rich DNA binding. The transcript has 5 exons.
AAUUUCACCAACUCUCUCAAGAAAUUUUGAAAGCACAAAAAAAAAAUUUAAAAAAAAUUACCAGUACAUAAUGUCUUUCCAUUUUCAUAAAAUUAGUUUGUUCUUUUAAGUUCUGUUCUUUCUUCUGCAGUAACAGAGUAUCAGUUAGUCAUUAGACUUGCACUGCACAUGGUCAGAUGAUCUUUCUUUAGAUACAAUUAAUUCUAGCAUUUGCAGAUUUGCUGAGUUUGUACUUUUCUUGGUAUUUUGCUUGUUAUAUAUUUUAGCAUUUGAAAAAAGAUUGUUUUUUUAUUAGUAUUUGUUAUUAUGGGGUUUUGAGUUCUUGAAAAACAAAUAUAUUUUUGCUGUUUUGGGAGCGUAAGUUAUUUGGAGUUGUCUUAAGGGUUUAAGGGGUUUUGAGUUCUUGAGUACAAAAAUCUUUUUGCUGUUUUUGGGGCUUAAGUUAUUUGGGGUUUUGGUUAUUUUAUUAUUGUGUAUAUGCAUGGAGGAGAAAGAAGGAGUUAAUAGUUCUGGGGUUACAGUUAAAGGUGAUGAAGCUCCUGAGAGCUACAGAGUGGUUCCCAGGAGUGAAAGUAAUAAUAUUGAGUUUAGUGGAUCAAUUGUAGCAACAACACCUGUAAAUGUGACAGAAGAGACGAAGAAGAAGAGGGGUAGACCUAGGAAAUAUGGACCAGAUGGUAAACCAGCCGUUGCAUUAUCACCAAUGCCAAUAUCAGCUUCAAUUCCUCUUGCUGGAGAUUUUUCAGCUUGGAAAAACAGUGGAAGUCGCCCCGUUGAUUCCUUUAAGAAGAAGAACAAGUUUGAGGUCGAAACUCCAGGGGAGGAGAUGGCAUACUCUGUCGGUGCAAAUUUUACACCGCAUGUGAUCACUGUUAGUACUGGUGAGGAUGUCAACAUGAAAAUAAUUUCAUUUGCUCAACAAGGAUCUAGAGCUAUUUGUGUGCUGGCUGCAAAUGGUGCAAUUUCAAAUGUUACACUCCGUCAGCCUAAUUCUUCUGGUGGUACCUUGACCUACGAGGGUCAUUUUGAAAUUCUCUCUCUGACAGGAUCAUUUAUGCCUAGUGAUAAUGGAGUAACAAAAAGCAGAUCUGGUGGGAUGAGUGUCUCUCUUUCAGGCCCUGAUGGUCAGGUUAUGGGAGGAGGACUUGCAGGCAUGUUGGUAGCUGCUGGUCCCAUUCAGAUUGUGGUCGGUAGCUUUCUACCUGGUCAACAGCUGGAGCAGAAGCCAAAGAAGCAAAGAGUCGAGCAUGCUGCUUUUGCUGCUAUUCCUGCCCCUCCCAUUUCUGAAGAACGAACUGACAGUGCUUCCUUUGGACCAAGUCCCAAAGUUGCUGCUUCUAUUUCCUUUCCUGGGGAUAACUUGAUCACUACAAAUUCUAUAUACAGCUCAAGAAUCUCAGAGUCACAAAACAACAUAUCUUUGCCUGGAAUGGAAUCUAAAGAGCAGAGCCCAUCGUCCUGAUUGAACUGAUCGUUGUUAUCUUAUUGCUAAUUGUUAGCCUCAUGAUCCCUUUAUCUGAUGAAUAUUAAAAAGUAAUUGACUUUGAUAGGAUUUAGUAGGGCAUAAUUUGUGUUUAGUUUAACCUAGAAGUACUUCACUCUUGUUAUAGGUGCCACAAGAUAGGAAUUUUCUACCAGUAGGAGCUGUUAUAAAUUGUCACAUUUUU